AUGAGGUAUAAUAUUGUUAUCUUGCUGUAUUUUCUAAAAUGUUCUAUUCGCGCUGACGCCCAACGAUUACACUAUGUCUGCGAUUCACUACGGGAACUCGUCCAAAAUGAAUGCCCAACAAUGUUCAAAUUCCCCAAAGAAUUCCCGAAAGCAAAGGGGCAAUGGGGAGUUACGGAAAGCGGAAAGUACUUAAUCGCUCGCGGGCAAUUUUUUGAAUCUGGAACUGGACUUGGCAAUCGGCUAUUCGGGGCGUUGUCCUCGAUGGGGAUUGCCUGGAAAAUGCAUAGGCAACCUAUAUUCUCGAUUCGUAACGAACACUGUAACGUGGAAUGUAAGAAGGCAAUGUGGGAGCUGACGACGUUAUUCCCGGGGAUAAUACCAGAUCGUGCGCUCGACAACUCGGACAAGUAUUUGAAAUCCGAGAACCCGGAGAUCCGCAUCUCCCAGUGUUGUCUGUAUGACGAUCCGUUGACCAAAACCAACCUGAUCCUCGAUAUGAAACCGGCCGUCUGGUUUUACGGAGAUUUCUUACAGAGCUAUAAAUACUUUUACGGCCUGCGAAAAAUGUACGAGCCAAUUUUGAAAGCAGCGACGACCGAAACCUUUAUCACUGAAGUUUUGAAGAACUUUGCCAACGAUAGCACCCAAUUUUUCCUUUUUGGCGAUGACAUGGGGUGGUUGAAGAAUAUGGAGCCACGAUUGAAACAACAAGCUGAUCAUCUCCACGUCCUCGACGCUGCCGGAACGCCCCCUGUGGCCGCCUGGCAUUUUGCCAGCAAGUAUUGCGAUAAAGUGGUGAUCACAGCUGGUUCCUCGACGUUCGGCUGGUGGGCGGGAUACUUUGCGCAGAUGCAUCGUUCACAUGUCGAAGUGUAUUAUAACAAAAAAUUUGCAAAGUCCCCGGACUAUCUGCGACAGCAAAAAGACGAGGAUUACUACCUGCCCAACUGGAAGCCGCUUGAUUUACUGAAUGGCGAUGAC
Messenger RNA from Mesorhabditis spiculigera, 981 nucleotides. The record is from the annotation of a GenBank genome assembly. Lineage: Eukaryota; Metazoa; Nematoda; Chromadorea; Rhabditida; Rhabditidae.